AUGGCUGCUGAGGCGCUGGCUUGCUUCACUUCUUUGCUGGAAAAUGUACCGGGAUGGAUUGCGGAUCUAGAGAGCAUACUAGAAACGGCGGCCAAGACACAGGAGGACGUUGUUUUUGCGAAUAUACCCGCGGACUCUCACACUACCUCAUCUAAGAAAAGACCACAGACGAAGUCAUCGUCGCUCAAAUCGAGAAGGUCAGACGAUGGGGCGGAUGUUGGUUUAGGGGAAGGAAACAAAGCUAUUUUGCUCAAGCGGCCGCAUUUACAGCACAUGACGAAUUCAGAUGCACUACUCCUGUCUCAAAGGAAGAGAAAGACGGCGUCGGUGUGCUCUGGAGAUCAAUCUGGUCCCCCGAAAUUCCGGAUCAAGGCUGCUGCGGUGGUAUACUACGAUGGAGAUACACAGAAGAGCUUCGAGAAACUUGUGAGGGCUGUUGGGUCAUCAAGAAACGCCAUCAGGAAGGGCAAGAUGAGCAUGAAGGUGGACAGCAUGUCACAGAGUGAAUCGAGCGGCAGUGAGACGAGUAGCGGAGACGAUGGUCAAGAUUUUGACCCCAUAAUGGCUCGACUCGCCUUGAGAGCCCAUCGGUCGACCCGACCUGCUCAUACUGGUGAAGACAACAGCGAGGCAUUUGAUCGUGUCGACGGUCGUCUGGAGAAAGGACAGUCGCUGUGUGAGCGUGCCGCCCAUCAAAUUCUGCGGGAUGGGGACUGCACCGCCGAGGUCAAUGAUGCCAAGAAGCAUUUCUCCGAGGCAUUGAAGCUCGCCCAGGCAGAGCUGCCUGCUCUGCAAAGAAUAGCAGAACACGCAGCCGAGCGGCGCCGACGGAGCGAAGAACGACGUCGCCUUGAGAAGAAAGAGGAAGCACGAAGGCAAUCGGUCAUUGCACUGAAUCCAAACGUUAUUGAAGUCAUCACCGCGGCACGUCCGGACGAAGACGAGCUCGAGGUCGAUCAACUCGAAGUCGACGAUUGCUCGAAUAACGACGACGACGACGCAGGCUUCGACAUCAGCACCUUCUCCAAGAUUGCACAGAUGCGCUCUGCAAGGCUCACCGCUUACUAG
Molecule: messenger RNA, 1068 nt
Organism: Lecanosticta acicola
Lineage: Eukaryota; Fungi; Ascomycota; Dothideomycetes; Mycosphaerellales; Mycosphaerellaceae
Source: the annotation of a GenBank genome assembly